Molecule: messenger RNA, 630 nt
Organism: Lathyrus oleraceus (garden pea)
Lineage: Eukaryota; Viridiplantae; Streptophyta; Magnoliopsida; Fabales; Fabaceae
Exons: 1
Coding region: 1-630 (209 amino acids)
Biological process (GO): nucleobase-containing compound metabolic process
Cellular component (GO): nucleus; cytoplasm
Molecular function (GO): nucleic acid binding; 3'-5' exonuclease activity
Source: RefSeq, a predicted model, not a curated record
AUGUCUAUCACCAGUUUUGAUUAUGCUCUCCCUUGCAAAACCCACAACAAGUACGAUAUUUUCUUCAACUCUUUCACUAUUCACACAAUGAUCACAAAUACUCCUUCCAUGGUUGACGAAUGGUUCUUAAGUAUCAACCCUUACCUUAACAACAACAACAACAACGUCAUCGUUGGCUUGGAUGUUGAAUGCCUCCUCGCCAAACGUCAUGGUAUAUCAAACACUGCUGCUGUCCUUCAACUUUGUAUCGGCGGAGAAUGUCUUAUUUUCCAAAUCUUACACGCCUCGUACAUCCCAGAAUCACUUAUUGCUUUCUUGGGUAACAAAAACUACAAGUUUGUCGGUGUUGGGAUCAAAGACGACGUUGACAAGCUUCUUAGAGACUUCUCCUUGCAUGUUGUAAGCUUUGUUGAUCUUCGCACACUUGCUGCUAUAAAGAGAAGGGACGAAUCAUUGAAGUUUGCCGGGCUUAAAACACUGGCUUUUCGUGUUCUUGGAAUAGAGAUUGAGAAAUCAAAGAAAAUUACUUUGAGUGAUUGGAGUAAUUUUCCACUUACUGUUAAGCAAAUUGAAUAUGCAUGUCUUGAUGCUUUUAUCUCAUUUGAGCUUGGAAGGAUUCUUUUCUUAUAG